AUGACUUUGUACCUGGUUGUCAUCAUAAUUUUGUCCUAUUUAGCGUAUAAGUGUAUUUACUGUCGACAUCGGAGGACUUUGGUGCAGUCUUUGAACCAUGUGCUGAGCAGAGACGCAGACAGCGAAGGUAUCAGGGCUCUGGUUGUGACUGCGCAUCCGGAUGAUGAGUGCAUGUUCUUCGCGCCGACCAUUGUACGGCUCGUUGAAUUAAACGCCAGCGUUCAGUUGCUCUGUCUUUCUGAAGGAAACUACUACAAUCAGGGAGCUCAGCGUAAACAAGAACUUCUGAACAGCUGUACCGUGUUGGGGAUUCCAGCCUCCAGGAUCACCAUAGUAGACCACAAAAAACUUCCAGAUGAUCCCAAAGCAGAAUGGAGCAUCUCACUGGUCUCCUCUGAAAUCCUGAAGCACAUAAGAGCUCACUCUGUCAACAUGGUGCUGACCUUUGAUGGACGAGGUGUGAGCAGCCAUGCCAAUCACAUAGCUAUCCAUAAUGCUGUCAGGCAUCUCGCUUCCACUGGAGAAGUACCCAGCGACUGCACUCUGCUCUCCCUGGUGACCGUUGGCCUUCUCAGGAAGUACAUCUCCUUCCUAGACGUUCCCCUCAGUUGGCUUCUGCCCUCACGUCUCUGCUGCAUUAUAGGCUCACAGGGCUACAAGCAAGCCAAAGCUGCCAUGCUGUGCCAUCGCACUCAGCUGCUGUGGUUUCGUUACCUCUACAUCACCUUCUCUCGCUACAUGUUCGUAAACACGUUCCAAACGAUUCCUCAGGGACCAAAGAACCUGAAGAUCUAUUAAAAGCUCGUCCUAAUGCACUGAUUGCCACACUUCUUACA
Messenger RNA from Archocentrus centrarchus (flier cichlid), 836 nucleotides. It is a transcript of the gene pigl, whose product is annotated as phosphatidylinositol glycan anchor biosynthesis, class L. Gene Ontology annotation, cellular component: endoplasmic reticulum. Lineage: Eukaryota; Metazoa; Chordata; Actinopteri; Cichliformes; Cichlidae. Gene Ontology annotation, molecular function: N-acetylglucosaminylphosphatidylinositol deacetylase activity. The record is from RefSeq and is a predicted model, not a curated record.